AUGGAUCUCUUUGUCGAUAUCGUCACUCCAAACGGGCGUAGCUAUAAGCAGCCCACUGGCCUCUUCAUUAAUAACGAGAUUGUAUCUGCAACGGGAGGACAAACUAUUACCUCGCUUGACCCCGCCACUGACAAGCCCAUUGCUACUGUUCAGGCUGCCAGUGCCGCAGAUGUCAACCGCGCUGUGGAAGCAGCGAAAGCAGCCCUAGUUCAUCCCUCAUGGAAACAGCUUCCCGCCACAGAACGAGGUCAGCUCAUGGGACGAUUGGCUGACCUUAUGGAGGAGAACCGUGAAUUGUUAGCUUCCAUUGAUGCAUGGGAUAAUGGAAAACCUUACCACGUCGCUGUCGACGAGGACCUCACGGAGGCAAUUACUACCAUCCGCUACUACAGUGGCUGGGCCGAUAAGACUUUUGGUCAGACAAUCAACACAACUCCUCAGAAGUUUGCCUACACAAUCCGCCAGCCCAUCGGAGUUGUCGGCCAGAUCAUUCCCUGGAACUACCCACUGUCAAUGGCAACCUGGAAGCUAGGUCCGGCCUUGGCUUGCGGAAACACAGUUGUUCUCAAGCCCGCCGAGCAAACCCCUCUUAGUGCCCUUGUGCUUGGAACAUUGAUCAAGGAGGCUGGUUUCCCUCCAGGUGUGGUAAACAUCGUCAACGGAUACGGCCGUGAAGCCGGCGCAUCAUUGGCAUCGCACCCACUAGUUGACAAAGUUGCCUUCACAGGGUCAACUGGCACUGCUCGAGAAAUCAUGAAGAUGGCCGCUGGUACUCUGAAAAACAUCACUCUCGAGACGGGCGGCAAGUCCCCUCUCCUUGUUUUCCCCGAUGCAGACAUGGACCAAGCGGUCAAGUGGUCGCACGCUGGUAUCAUGUCCAACAAAGGCGAAAUUUGCACGGCUACUUCUCGCAUCUUUGUUCACCGUGAUAUCCUAGAAGCCUUCACUGCUUCCUAUAAGGCCGCAGUUGAAAGCGUCAAGAUUGGCGACCAGUGGGAUGAAGCUGUCUUCCAAGGUCCUCAAGUCACACGCGCUCAAUACGAUCGGAUCCUCUCCUACUUUGAGAUCGCUAAGAGCGAAGGUGCUACUAUCCUCACUGGCGGCGCUCCUUAUAAGCCUACCGAUGCAAAGAAUGCAAACGGAUAUUUCGUCCAGCCCACCGUUAUCAUCAAUGCCACUGAUUCCAUGCGCAUCGCCCAAGAAGAAGUCUUCGGGCCUGUCGUGGUUAUCUUCCCCUUCGGUGACGAAGAAGAAGCCAUUCGUCGCGCUAAUGAUAGCGCAUACGGUCUCGGUGCAUCUGUUUUCACUCGCGACCUAGAGCGAGCUCACCGCGUCGCGUCGGAGAUUGAGUCUGGUAUGGUCUGGAUCAACAGUAGCCAGGACUGCGACCCACGAAUUCCAUUCGGUGGUGUGAAGCAGAGUGGUAUUGGACGGGAAUUGGGUGAAGCUGGCCUUGAAGCUUAUAGCCAGGUCAAGGCUGUUCAUGUGAACAUGGGUACGAAAUUAUGA
Molecule: messenger RNA, 1509 nt
Organism: Penicillium nucicola
Lineage: Eukaryota; Fungi; Ascomycota; Eurotiomycetes; Eurotiales; Aspergillaceae
Product: aldehyde dehydrogenase ALDH
Exons: 3
Coding region: 1-1509 (502 amino acids)
Molecular function (GO): oxidoreductase activity, acting on the aldehyde or oxo group of donors, NAD or NADP as acceptor
Source: RefSeq, a predicted model, not a curated record